Girardinichthys multiradiatus is the source of this 2039-nucleotide messenger RNA. It is a transcript of the gene asb5b, whose product is annotated as ankyrin repeat and SOCS box containing 5b. The coding region runs from base 139 to 1026 and encodes 295 amino acids. The transcript has 7 exons. Lineage: Eukaryota; Metazoa; Chordata; Actinopteri; Cyprinodontiformes; Goodeidae. The record is from RefSeq and is a predicted model, not a curated record. Gene Ontology annotation, biological process: positive regulation of protein catabolic process; protein ubiquitination; intracellular signal transduction. Gene Ontology annotation, molecular function: protein binding.
CAAGACAUUUCAGCUAAUGAGGACGUUUUGAGGCCCUGGCUCCUCCCCCUCGCUGUGACUCGCGCUGUGCUGUUUUGACUGCAGCACGUGAGUCCCAGCCGCGGUACAUGGAGUUCCGGUAGGAGCAGCUGAGGGAAGAUGUCCAGGAAAAGAACCGCAGAGUCGGUGUCCGAACCCAGUAACACCCCGGAGAAGAAGCGGCCCUGCUGGGGCAUUCUGAUCAGCCAAGGGUCCUGGGCAGAUCGCUCUCCACUCCAUGACGCAGCCUCUCAGGGUCGCCUGCUGGUCCUGCGCAGGCUAUUGGCUGAGGGAUAUCUUGCAAACACCAACACCAUCAACCACGUGACGCCUCUCCAUGAAGCUUGUCUGUCAGGACACGUGGCAUGUGUUAGGGCGUUAUUAAGUGUUGGAGCUAAUGUAAAUGCUGCCACUAUCGAUGGCGUCACUCCUCUGUACAACUGCUGUGCCUCAGGGAGUAUUGGCUGUAUGGAACUGCUGCUGCAGAAUGGAGCGCACAUGCACACACGACAUGCACAUUUCCCUUCCCCUUUGCACGAAGCCUGCAGGAGAGGUAACAGCCAGUGUGUGGAGUCCCUUCUUUUUCAUGGAGCAGAUCCAGACUAUCAAGUCCCCCACUUGGGCUCUCCUCUCUAUGUGAGCUGUCUACACCAACACAUGGCCUGCUCAAAGAUUUUGUUGGACAGAGGAGCCAGUGUUAAUGCAGGCAGAGGAGGUGAAAGCCCUCUGCAUGCAGCUGCCAGACAGGACUGUGCAGAUCUGGUGUCAGUUUUACUCGACCAUGGAGCUGAAGCCAAGCUCAGAGAUGGCAACGGCCAGCGGCCAGUAGAUCUUGCACCCCCUGGUGGAAAGACACAUCAGCUGCUUGUGACAUUUGAAGUGUCACCGAGAAGUCUCUGCCAGCUGUGUCGUCUCCGGAUCAGGAAUGUGAUUGGGCGAGCCAGAUUUAAGCAGCUUCCUCUCCUCCCUCUUCCUUCACUUCUCACUCAAUAUUUGGAACACAUAUAGAGCAACGUCACAUAGGCUGCAUGCCCACACCAGCAUGUUACCUUCUAUACUAUUCAGUCUUGGUGUAGUGAAAACACGUAGUAUUUCCUGCAAACAUAUCACCAUGGCUUCAACUGGAUAAAGGAACUACAGUACUCACUGAAGAUGCACAUCAUACUCCCACUUAUGAUGUACUAACUUUGUAUUCCCGUAACCAACUAGAGCCAUUUUUUUGUUGGAAAAUAUUUUCAGAUUGGAUAACCACAAUAUCUGUACCUCAGUGUUAUUCAGGAAUAUUUUUUUAUUUUGUGAAUGUCAGAAAGCUUCUCUGAUUGGAGCUAAUUUCCAAUAUGCAUUUGUUCAUACAUGCUAAUGAAAAGCUAUUAGAUAAUUUCUCUUAGUGAGGUGCUCAGCUGUAACAUCACAAGAUUGAUACGUUACUAUUUGAUUGGAUGCAAUGAACCACUAUUUAUUUAUUAUUUUAGAAAGCAAACUGAUUUGCACAAUAAGAUUAUGUAAAUCCUACAGUGUAUAUUGUUGAUUGUGGCAGCUUUUAAACAGGACUGCAAAGUUAACCAAUAAUUACUGUUUUAUUGCAUAAUGGUUGGCUGUUUGAUUCCAGUGUUGAACUUUGGAACAAUAUUACAACUAUUAUUCUCCAUAGUAGAGAACAUGCUGAGUUAUCAGAUUAUAUUUAACACACAGGGGCGUUUUUAUCCAGGUGGAAUGAAAACAGUGAUGAAAAUGAUCACUAUCAGUCCACAAAUGUUAGUGUACCAGCAUAUGGAAGCUGAAUCAUAAGGAGGUGGACGUACAACGGAGCAGAAAGGAAUGCUGUUUGAGGGGCGGAUGAUUUGUUCUUCUGAACUGUGCCUCAAAAUGUAAGUGAUGCUGUGCUGUUAAAGUUUUCCAUUAAUACUGUUCCUUGUUCUACUUCUACCUCUUCUGGUAGAUGACUGAGGAGAUCCUAAAGUGAGGAUGUGAAAGAAUAAAAAACCUUAACAGGCAAUAAAGCAGGUGUAAAAAAUUCAAAA